AUGUCCUCAAACUAUGUACCGCUUGUGAGAGACGCCAUCAGGCUGCUCGAUAAGUUCAGCGAGAGCAGACAGUGUCUUGACGACUUUGUAGAGGACAGCUCUAAAGAUCUGCAGAGCCUGGAUCCCCGGCAUAAGCACUUCAUACUUGACACUGUAUCAGGUUGUAUUGAACAUAAAAACAUCCUUGAUGUUGUAAUCAACCUAUAUGAAAAAGCUGAAAGUGUGCCCAAAAGAGAACUGAACAUGUAUCUGAUUGUCUGUUAUCUCACCACAUGCUUUUUGGAUAAACUGGGACUUAAGUGUUUCAGCAGCAUUGUCAAAUCUCUUGGUGUUCACAAAUUACAAAAAUUUUUGUUGUUCUUCUUGUCAAACCUCACCACACUGGUACUGGAGAAGUGGACGGCUAUUUAUGAUGCUGAACAUGUCCAGAAACAGUGGAUAGAGCCUACUCUCAGGUGGCGUCCUGAGAUAAUUGCUCUUCUUGAGAAGUUGGCUGUGAAAGUAUCAAGUGGGAGUCAGCAGAGGAAAGCUCCAGCUAAAACCACUGAACCUCAGGAGUUUGCUUUGACCAAACCAAAGGCCAGAGCCUUGCCUGUACCUGAGGUCAUCCCAGUGCUGGAGAAACAGAAGCCGGUGCCCAGAACCACAUAUACGGCUCCAAAAGAAAUGAAGAUUAUACAUGAUGUCAAACAAAAGAAUAAACAAAGGACUGAGACACUGCUGUACAAGGCCAAUCUUCAAAUGAGCCCACUCAAGUCCCAACACUAUCAGGAAGUGGUGUCUAAGGAGAGCAUCCCUUCUGCUGAAAGGCUCCAUUCCUUUAAGUCUACACCACUUCCAUCAACAACAAGACAAUCCCAUUGGAAUAUUAAAUUAAACAGUGCAGCAAUCUUGAGACAAGGGGCUCUGGUUGAUCGUCAGCUCAGCCAGGAGUUUGUCAGAAUGGAGUGUCUUGUGGAAGGGGCGCUGGAGCCGUCAGCUUUCCUGCAGUGGCAAAAUGAAAUGCGUGAGAAGGAUCUGCAGGAAGAGUUGGCUAAAGUGGAAUGCAGACGCCUAGAAGGGCGCAUUAGCCGCGAGGAGGCAGCACUGGCUCGCUCACGUCUCAUGGCUCAAAACCAGGCAGCUGCAAAACUCAAGAAAGAGGAGGCAGCAGAACUGAUGCGUCGAUACGCUGUCAAGAGAUUCCAGGAGGAGAAGGAGAUGAAGGAGUUGGUACAACAGGUGUCAGACGGCCACAAGAACGCCAAAGCUGCCAAAGAAAAGUUGUUUGAAAUGAAGCAAAAGAUUGUGAGAGAGGUGUCCAAAGAGAGCCAAGAGCACCUCCGCAGAGCAUUGGCAGAGGCCGAAGCCGACAUGAUCAGAAAAUGUGAAAUUAUUCGUCAAAUUCACGCUAUAGAAUCUGUUUCUCGUACCAAAAGUUGCCAUUUUGAUGACAGAGAGACUGGAGGCCAUGAUUUGCUGGGUGAGAUGUCUCUGUGUGAGCUCAAAGAGCGCCUGGCUCUUUUGAAGGAGGAACAGCUCACUGAGAGGCUCCAGCGACGCCAGGACAUCCACUCACAGAGAGACAAGAAAAAACAACUGCUUCAACACAAGCUGGACACAAUUGACCACCACCGGAACGCACAAAGACAAGUCACAACCAGCAGAACGGACCGGACAAAGCAGCAGACUUGUCGGCAGGUGGUGGCUGUGCAUGAGUCCGUCCUGGCUUUGCAGAGGAGGCUGGAGGAGAAGAAGCAGGAACGGAACUCUCUGAAACACAGAGAACAGAUCAGCAGCCGACCAUCUCACUCUGAAGACGUGUUCAGCAAACAGACGAGCUGUGAGCAGAGAGACUGGGGGGACCUGGAGCAGACCCUAGCACUCCAAAUACAAGAGCUGGCCUCUGUGUCUCUUUUAUGA
This is a messenger RNA of Knipowitschia caucasica, 1902 nucleotides long. Lineage: Eukaryota; Metazoa; Chordata; Actinopteri; Gobiiformes; Gobiidae. The record is from the annotation of a GenBank genome assembly.